Molecule: messenger RNA, 309 nt
Organism: Acaulospora morrowiae
Lineage: Eukaryota; Fungi; Glomeromycota; Glomeromycetes; Diversisporales; Acaulosporaceae
Source: the annotation of a GenBank genome assembly
AUGGAAAACGUUUAUAUUGAGGGUGAUACCGUUGAUGAAAAAUUAUGUUAUGUAGAAUGUUCACAGGAGCAACAUAAAACAAAUUCACAUCCUCAGGAAUCAUUACAACCCAAAGAAGGCGAUGAUAAAGCCGAAAAUACGCAUCAAAUAACGUACAUCAGCGGUCGGGAUAAACCUAAAGUUGAAGCUGGAAGAAGGUUUGACCAGGUAAUUAGAGACGAUGGAAAGAGUCAACGCGUAAAAUUUGAUGAAAAUUCAGCAAAACGAAAGGAAGAAGUUAACAAACUUGUUCCAGGAUGGUGCGAGUAA